Molecule: messenger RNA, 723 nt
Organism: Soboliphyme baturini
Lineage: Eukaryota; Metazoa; Nematoda; Enoplea; Dioctophymatida; Soboliphymatidae
Source: the annotation of a GenBank genome assembly
AUGGAAAUGCACCCCUCUCGAGGGCAUGCGGUUUACAAUCCGGAAAAGGAAGCGUAUCUAAGACAAUAUCCUGCCGGACUGUGGGACGAGCUUACGGUAACGUUCACGUUCAAACGGCGAUACGGAUGGUACAUUCUGCAGGGCUACCUGCCGACUUAUCUGAUCAUAUUUAUCACGUGGAUAUCUUUCCACCUGGGUACGUUGGCGAUGCCCGCCCGUACCCUGCUCGGCGUCAACUCGAUGCUAGCGAUGACCUUCCAAUUCGGGACGCUGAUCAGUAACUUACCAAGAGUGUCUUAUAUAAAAGCCAUCGACGUCUGGAUGCUCAGCGGGAUGACGUUUGUCUUCGCGUCGCUUGUCGAGCUGGCGAUGAUCGGCCACCUCACCCAAGUCCAAAACCGGAAAAAGGCGAAAGCCAAGAAGAUGCAGCAGCUCGAAACAAACCAGUCGCCGAUCUUUCCCCAGCGCAAGGCUAUGGCUUACGCCCCGUUGGCACCGUUAACAGCAGCAGGUGUGGAUUACAAGGACUUUGCCGAAAUACGGUUUAACUCCCUAGCGCCGACCAAGUGGAUGUCCUCGUCUUCUUCCACAACGAAACGAGCCCCGUCCUUUGACGUAUGGACCCCGGACUACGUGGACCGGAUGUCGGCGAUCUUGUUUCCGGUCAUGUUCAUUUUGUUCAACGUAUUUUAUUGGGGAUACUACGCUGUUAUUGCAAAAUGA